CAUUUCGCCUUCUUAAUGUGCAUAAGUGUAUGAAGGGACGGUGCCAAGAGAAUGGAUUCAGGCUCUGCUCGGUGGUGCCCAGCAAUAAGACGAGAGGCAAUGGGCAGACACUGAUGCACAAGAAGUUCCACCUGAGCAUGAGGAAGAACUUCUUAACUGUGCAGGCUGAAUAUUUAUCAGAAAUCGCUAACACAGGUGGUCCUGUAGAUGCCAAGGAAGAACUCUUGGAUGAAUGUGAGGAUAUUUGGAAACAGAUGGAAGAGUGUCAGAGCAAGCUAAUGCUUCUAGGAACAGAAACACUGCUACCAUCAGAUGCCAAGCUUUACUUGUUAAUGCUGCAAUGGAAAGCUUUAACAGUAGAUUUUCAUCAGUGGCAAGCAAGAAAUCCUGAAUUAAUUUCUACCAACCCAGAUGUACUGUUAGAAUUAGGAAAAGAAGAGUUGCAGAAAGUAAAAAAUGAUCUUGAAAUGGUGCUGUCAACAGUUCAGUCAAAGAAUAAACAAUUGGAAGAAGAUCUGAAAAGAGAACAGCAGUGGUAUGAGGAACAGAAACAGAUGCUAGAGACUCUUAAUAAAAUCGAAGAAGAGGAAAAUACCCAAGUUGAACAUCCUUCCACAAAAAGUUUGAAAAUUAGAGAACUCAAUGAACUGAAAAAUAAAGUAUUGAAAUUAAAGACCUAUAAGGAAGAACUCUUGAGUGCCUUGGGUGGAUUCCUGGAUGAACAUUUUCCCCUUCCAGAGAUAGGUGAAAAUAUUAAAAAAAAGCCAAAUAUCAAGAUAAAGGCAGAUAGAUGUUAUUGGGUCAUAGCUCCAGGAUUUGCAGAGUUUCCAUGGAGCAGGCUCUCCGUGGAAACUGAAACUUCAGACUCUCUGCAGAACUCUUCAGCAGAGCCAGUUGUAGAACUGAAAACAUUGCAAGAAAUUUUAGAGAUGCUGAUAAACACAUUAAUUGCUACACCACAUGAACCUUACAUAACAAUCAAUGAGUCAUUUUGGCCACCUUAUAUUGAGCUGCUGCUGCGACAUGGAAUGGCCCUGAGACAUCCAGAAGAUCCAAACAGAAUGCGCCUCCAAGCUUUUCACAAGUAGUAUGACCUACACAUGCACUUGAAAACAAAACAACACCAGUACUCUUAAUUCAGGGCUAGGACAUACUUAGGUUUCCUACUAAGCUUUUUUAGUAUCAAGCAUCACUUCUUGUUAGGUGAUUUUUUUUUCUUUUAAAUUAAAUUGGAUAUUUAAGGGCAUAAAAUGUGGAAAAAAGAAAAAAAAAUUAUCUAUUUUAACUGCUUACAGUUGGCCUUCAUUUUUGCAUUAUUUUGCAUUAUUUUUGCAUUAUUUUGGCAUUCAGAUUUGCAUUAUGGAAGGUUUUUUCAGUGCUUCUGUAAGAUGCCAAUUCAUGUCAUAGACAAAUAUGUUUAACAGUCCUUUUUACUUUAAAAUCAUACUUUAUGCAUUACUUCUAAGGUUUAGAUUUCUUAGAUUGCCUGAAGUUGUCUCUAUUUCCUUUAGUAUUUUCUUGUAUUCUGUGGAGGCAAAAUUCAGAAUAACACCACUUCUCCUGUACAUGGCCUUGCAAACAUUUGGAACUAGCAGAGAGAUAUCCUCUCAAGAAUGUUUAUGCCUUGCUUGUUUCUCAGAGCCCUUGCAAACAAUUUUACUGGCUCCAAGAUAAACACGUAGGAAAGCUGACACAUCUUUCUGUGCAACAUGCAGCGGAUGUUGAGUCUGCACCUUUCACUGCACGCAUUCCAAAUGGCCCUCUUUGUGUUAUGGUAUAUUGCCUUACAGCACCUGUCUUCACCUUUUCAGACCUAGUUUAUCAAGGCUUUUAAUGGAUCUCCGUUCUGUUGAUCUCCACAGCUUCUAAGUUAUGCCAGUUGAGAGUUACCUUCUGACUCAAUUCUGGCAUUCUUUGCAAUCUCAGUCUUUUAGGUAGCCAUUUUUAUUGUAUUGUAUUGAGUACAAAAAUUCUGCUCUUAUCUGUAGUGACUAAAUUAUCCUUUAUUAAACAGAUUUUAGUUUGUUGAGGGAGGGAGGAACUUGGGUGAUUUUUCAGUUGAUGGAAAUAUAGAGUUGUAUACAAUCAUAGAAUGUUUUUAUGUGAUGGUUUUUAGAAUGUGUUUCUGUGUUUUGGUGUGAUGACUUGUAAACAUGAUGUAAGGAUGUAUGGGAGAGGUAAGGGGGACCAAUCUAAUAUAAGUUCCAGUAUCAUUUGCCCUUUUUAUACCAAUUAAAUGUUAAGCAAAAUAAUCUUUCAUCUUGUAUAGUUUUGAGUGAAGGCUGUUCAUUUUACCCUCACAACUGGUGAUUAAGCUUGGGUGUAGGAUGUGGGUUGUGCUGUUGUGCAUGAGCAUUGACUUCUUUUUGGUUCAUAUUGCUUGUGUAACUGCCCUCCUGUUGUGGUUUAACCUCUUUUAUGAGCUCUAGAGUCUGACUAAUCUAUACACAUUUACCUUACAGUAUUUUUAAUUAAGAAUUUGAAUAACUACAUUUUUUGGCUUAGAUUUAUAGCAUUGUCUCUUUAGGGUUUUUCCUUCAUUUGUGUUUAAAUGCUUUGUAUUCUGCUAUCCUUUCACCUUAUUUAUUAAUACUUCUGAAAUACUUCAUUGACACUGGAUGACUGCUUCUGUCGUGACGUUAAUAAAUAGAAGAAAAAAUGUUAAACACA
Molecule: messenger RNA, 2670 nt
Organism: Vidua macroura (Pin-tailed whydah)
Lineage: Eukaryota; Metazoa; Chordata; Aves; Passeriformes; Viduidae
Gene: CENPK
Product: centromere protein K
Exons: 11
Coding region: 30-1088 (352 amino acids)
Biological process (GO): kinetochore assembly; mitotic sister chromatid segregation
Cellular component (GO): nucleus
Source: RefSeq, a predicted model, not a curated record